AUAGGCCUGGAGUCUGAUGUCUGAAUUGGAAGUCUUUGAAAAAUGAAACAUUUCGUCAAAAACAAAAUUAUGGGCCAUUUCCGAAGCUCAGAGCAGCACAGAAAAGAUGCGGGCCAGGGCAGCCAAACAGAUCAUUCCCACGACAGUCAGGCCGAAGUGGGUCCACACCCACGUCCUGCUGCCCAGAGAUCGUGUCCUGGCAGCUUGAAUGUACCCGAGCAUAUGUACGUGCUGAAGAACUGCGAUCGAUGUCAGGAUUACAAGGUGCAGCCCUGCAACUGGAAUUGCAAGUGUCGCAGAAGAGCAACUCACUGCACAGGUCAGUGCGACAUUUCGUAUGAGGAUAAAUCGCCAACGAAUUCCCAGGAGAGCAUUCCAGAGGCGGUGACCCCACGGACCAAGUCGUCUGAAUCCUCAAAGUCCCAACUGGACCUCGCCUCACAGCGUCGAGUGGGCGGCAACUGUGCCAUAUGCCAGUUUUGUGGCCAGGCGGAGAUUCGCCAGCCGGGCCAGAGUAUGUGUCCGCAGUGCAAUGAGAAGAUCCAGGCAGCCGUGGACAACUACCAUGUGCAGUGCCAAGGACAAUGCCAACCGAUAGCGGGACAACCGUGUCCCUAUCAACAGGAUCACCACCACUCGCAGCCACAACAACAGCCAACUGGUCAGUGGCACCAGUUGAGUGGAAACCCAUAUGAACAUGGUCAGCAGCAUCAGCCAACUGGUCAGUGGCAACAGUUGAGUGGAAAUCCAUAUGAAAACGGUCAGCAGCAUCAGCCAACUGGACAGUGGCAACAGUUGAGUGGAAACCCAUAUGAACAUGGUCAACAGCAACCGGGAGAUCAGCCCUUCAACAUAAUUGUGCUGCAGGAUUGCAACAAUCACUCGCUGAUCGAUCAGCUAACGGCUGCCAUAAGUCGCGGUGGAGGUCAAGUGCAUGUGCCAACGGAGGCUCCUAGCACCUAUCCCAACAACCAACCCAGUAACUAUCAAGGUAACCCACUAGCUGGCUACAUAGACUACGAGUACGUGGACCCGAAUCGCAAGGAAUAUGCCUACGAACCGGAAAGGGAAGAUCGCUACGACUACGGAUAUGAAGUGGGUCCUUGGCGCCAGGAUGCCUACUACCAACGAGAUGGCUACGAAGACGACGGGUAUCAGAACUACGCGCCAUGCAACAGCUACGAUUGUCCCUCCAAACACAGUACCAACACGAAACCAGAAUCCACAAGCCUCGAUAACUCGAAUCAAACUAGAAACCAGUCAGCCGAUUAUGGUCAAUCACAGGGUUGCACAUGCAACUGCCAGUAUUGCCGCAAGGCCUUCGAGACCAAGGAUAAGCUGGCUCUGCUUAUUGCCGAGGCACUGGAGAUCUUCAUCAGUCACAAUAGCGCCAAGGCGGAAAAGGUGAAUUACCAUGAGCAGAGUCACAAGAAUGAGUUGCUCAAAAAUGCAGAUCCAAAGCCCAAGGCAAAGAAAAAGAAGGCUAGAAAAAGUAUAAAUUCGGAGCCCGGCGAAAUGACUCCAAACAAGUCCAAGCAGGAAAGUCCAGAAACUCCCAAGUCCAACAAGGAGAGUCAAUUGGAAUCGGCAAAGAGUAGUAAGGGAAAAAUCAGUUCGCAAUCCACGCCAAGUACCAAAACGAUUUCCAUGCAAAGUUCCGGUCCCAAAAUUGCGAAAUAUUUGGGCAACCAAGUCAAGGUGCCAUCGAACCAAAACGAUACCGGCCACGAUGCAGAUAGUUUGGGUUCCCAAAACAAGACGCCUUCGUUUUUCCUGCCCAACUGCGAGGAGCAUCGCUGCAAGCACGAUUGCACUGGGAUGUGUUCGCGAAAGCCGCAUGAUUGCGAACGCGGUUGCAAGUCCAGAUGCCGCGGUCCCUGCUCCAAGUCAGGCGGCGGAGAUGGACGCAGUCGCCGCAAGGCAUCGGGAAAGCGACAGCGAUCCAAUCAAAGACACUCCCGCUGCCAUCAGUGCAACCAGGCUGGUGAGGGUCGCCAGUGGCAGGAAGUGGAGGCCAACGACUGUCCGGCAGGCACCACAAAGACGGGCAAUCGAAAUGCCGGAGGCAGUGCCCUCUUGGGACUCAGUCCCAUUGCCCACUAUCGACCCGGAAUGCUGCAGUUUCCCGUGAAUUACCUGCUGGCGGGCACCAACUUCCGGCGCCGACUCGUUCGCACCGCCGCCGGCGUAACGCUGCACCAGAAGCCCUACGUGGACAAGGCCGAUGCCCAGGAUCUGCCCAGCUUUCCGUGCUGCAGGCGGAGGAGCAGCAGUCCAGCAGCAGACCAAAGUCGAGCAGCCGUUAGAAAGUGGCUCUGAGCUGCGGAACGCGUCGCCGAAAUAUAUGCAUUGUUGAGCAUCGAAGGACCUACAGGGUAUCCUUCGGUCCAUACAGUGCAUACGCUCGCGCAGUCGCGUGGUGGCUUAUAGUUUUCUCUAUCCAAAUUCCCAAGUAUUUCCCUUUCGCCUAGGCAAUAUUUUCCGAGAGCAAUAAACCAGCUAACCAACCAAA
Molecule: messenger RNA, 2512 nt
Organism: Drosophila teissieri
Lineage: Eukaryota; Metazoa; Arthropoda; Insecta; Diptera; Drosophilidae
Exons: 2
Coding region: 43-2319 (758 amino acids)
Source: RefSeq, a predicted model, not a curated record